CAACGACACACCUUGGUGUCGAGAUACUAAUCGUCUCCCUCCAUCACAGCCAUGGCCUCCAAACUCAACCCGCUGCGGCUACGGCCCGUCGUCCGUAGCUUCCAAUGCGCAGUGAGGCACCAGAGCAGAUCUUUCACAGCUGCGGCCCAGCGACGCAGCGACACCCUCAUGGUGCACCGCGACACCCCAGAAAACAACCCGAACAUCCCGUUCAAGUUCACGGAGCAGAAUGAGAAGGUCAUCCAGGAGAUCUUGGCUCGAUAUCCGCCACAGUACAAGAAGGCUGCUGUGAUGCCGCUGCUGGAUCUGGGACAGCGACAGCAUGGCUUCACCAGCAUCAGCGUCAUGAACGAGGUGGCGAGAAUUCUGGAGAUGCCCCCCAUGCGCGUCUACGAGGUGGCGACGUUCUACACCAUGUACAAUCGGACGCCCGUGGGCAAGUACCACGUCCAGUGCUGCACGACGACGCCGUGCAUGCUCCGCAACAGCGACAGCAUCAUGAAGGCCAUCGAGGACCACCUUGGCAUCCACCCAGGCCAGACGACCAAGGACGGUCUCUUCACCUUCACCGAGGUAGAGUGCCUGGGCGCCUGCGCCAACGCGCCCAUGGUUCAGAUCAACGACGACUACUACGAGGACCUGACGUACGACACAACGGUCUCUCUGCUCAAGGCUCUGCAGCACGCUGCUGAGGUGACGGGUGCCGAAGUGCCGAAGCCGGGUCCGAUGAGCGGGCGGGCUAGUUGCGAGAACAGCGCAGGUAUCACGAGCUUGAAGGAUGUGGAUGCGAUUGACUGGAAGGCAGGGCUGAGGAAGGACGGCGCGCUCGGAAAGGACUUUGCACCGUCGUAAGGUGCAGGGCAGGCGUAUAGACUGUACAUAUGUUAUAGCUAGUAAGCAAAAGGUGCUUCCGUUCUUUGUUCUGGUGAUCCCGUAGAUCUUUCGAUCCUUGUGCAGGCAAUCGCAAUCCAAAGACGGCCAUGACAGCGCUUGGCGACAUUUCUCGGUGAUUUGAGACGGGCAGCCGCGAUCAGCGCAGGUAGAUGACAGUCGCACCUCCUUCAACAGGUAUGCACUUUCAAGUCACUGGCACGCAACCACUCCACCAAAUCUUUGACACGAAUCUUCAACCGUCCGAUGACCG
This is a messenger RNA of Verruconis gallopava, 1144 nucleotides long. RefSeq names its product NADH-ubiquinone oxidoreductase 24 kDa subunit, mitochondrial. Gene Ontology annotation, molecular function: NADH dehydrogenase activity. The record is from RefSeq and is a predicted model, not a curated record. The transcript has 3 exons. NCBI's taxonomy places the organism in Eukaryota, Fungi, Ascomycota, Dothideomycetes, Venturiales, Sympoventuriaceae. The coding region runs from base 52 to 852 and encodes 266 amino acids.